AUGAAAAUGAGUGGAGAAAAAAAAGAAAAGAAAUCGGCGCCGAAGGAAGAACUGACGCUUUGGGUGUCUACGGCCGCCGUAACCUGCCCGCCGUCACGGAGAACCCCCACCGUCUGGUUGCUUUCACCAUAGUCAAAUAAUGGCCUCGAAAUUUCCAAAGGUCCAGGGAGGCGGCUCCUUGAUUAUUGCUUGGCAAGUAAAACAGAAGAAUGUCUUGGUAGUUGGUGGUGGUGAGGUAGCUGCCGGACGGAUUCUCCACGCCCUCAAUGCGGAUGCCAAUGUUACGGUUGUUUGUCCAUCUUCAGGGCUAAAUGAGGAAGUUGCCUAUCGAGUCUCGGAAGGUCAAGUAGUCCAUAUCGAUCGGAAUUUCGAGCACUCCGAUCUAGAAGGGGCCGACAUGGUCCUAUGUGCUAUAGACGACCCAGAAGCCUCAACCCGCGUUUGGAAACUUUGCAAAGAAAAGCGAAUACCGGCGAACAUAGCCGAUGUGCCUCCAGAGUGUGACUUCUACUUUGGCAGCGUGCACCGGGAUGGUCCGCUACAAGUUAUGGUCAGUACAAAUGGGAACGGACCGAAGCUUGCAAGUAUUGUUCGAAAGAAAAUUGCAGAUACCUUACCCGAUAACAUGGGUGUUGCCAUUCAGAACGUCGGAAAACUGCGGCAGAAGCUAAGGGAGGUGGCCCCUAGCCCACAGGAAGGUCCUAAACGGAUGAAAUGGAUGUCCGGUGUUUGUGAAUCAUGGGAUCUCGAGGACUUGGUUCAAAUGAAUGAGGGAGAGAUGACUGCUCUACUUACUCAUUAUAAGUCUGGCGGUAUUCCAACUCUUGCCGAGGUCCGAUCUAGCCUUCCAGCUUGAAGGUUGGCUGUUGGCUUCAAUGUUGUAUUGGAAAUUCUAAAGGUUCGGAAGAUUGUGUAUAUGCCUAAGUCCUAUUACUGGAGAACACAGGGGUCGAUUCAAGGAAAAUAAAUAGACAACGUUCCGGUAUGGCUAAUUUUACACUCAAUAGUCUUGAGACGUAGGAAGAAAACCUCUCUCAGAGAGGGACAAGGAUAUCCAAAAAGAAACGAUAUAGAACAACGACGAAGAAAGCCAGGUACAAAAACCGUCUAGAGUGAGAAUGCGAGACUUAAAA
Aspergillus versicolor CBS 583.65 is the source of this 1133-nucleotide messenger RNA. Its product is annotated as bifunctional precorrin-2 dehydrogenase/sirohydrochlorin ferrochelatase MET8. Lineage: Eukaryota; Fungi; Ascomycota; Eurotiomycetes; Eurotiales; Aspergillaceae. Gene Ontology annotation, molecular function: precorrin-2 dehydrogenase activity; protoporphyrin ferrochelatase activity. Gene Ontology annotation, biological process: siroheme biosynthetic process. The transcript has 3 exons. The record is from RefSeq and is a predicted model, not a curated record. The coding region runs from base 140 to 856 and encodes 238 amino acids.